GAGAAUCUCUGUGUCGCCUGAAGUGAUAACAUUCUCAUUAUUCACCCAAGGAGAGAGAUCGGAGCUAAAAAGCCAUCUCUCGCCGGAAAAUUUCUCAGUUUUCUUAUUACCUUAGCCACAGACAACAAGACGACAGAGGAAUCUAAUCUUAGCCCCCUUUCCUCUCUGUCUCUCUCUAUAUCUCUGUCUUUAGGCUUUGAGAUAUCUUCAACACGAAGCUUUUUGCUUCUUUUUUUUAUCUCUUUAAAAAAUUCCAGCCAAUGGUUCGAAUCCAAUAGUAGCUUCAAAGGUCAUGGAUUUAGUCAGGGGUUUGUGGAGGAAACAUAGAAGGAAGAUUUUGGUGACGACGACUUGUUUGGGAAGUGGGUAUUUGCUCUAUAAACUAUACAAUGCCCAUACUCGUAAGCUCGCUGAUUUGGAACGAGAGCUUGCUAAUGAGCGUGAAAACGACGAGAUCAUCAAAACCCAGUUGAGUUUUUGUAACCUCUCGUCUUUAUUUUUUGCUUGUUUAUCGAUUUCUAGUCCUUAUUGGUUUUGUUCUCUCUAUGCUCUAUGUUAGAAUGAAGGCACAUUUCGAUAACAUUCAGAUGAUUGCUGAUACUACUACAUUGCCUCACGCAAUUCAUCACUUGAGUAGUCGUGUAGUUGAAGAGAUUGAUGUCUCGAGUAUUAUGGAUAAGCUAAGCAAAGGCAAAGGAAUAUUGAUUCCUUCUGAGAAGCUUCAACUCUGGAAUGAGCUCAAAAUUUUGAGUUUCACGAGAAUGGUCUUGUCCCUUUGGUCGGUCACUAUGCUUAGUUUGUACAUUAGGGUUCAAGUCAAUAUUUUGGGCAGACAUUUAUAUAUCGACACUGCUAGAGGUCUUGGGAGCUCCCAUUUACUUGACGAACUAGAUCUCAUAGAGAGAGAUGAUGAACAAAAGUUUUUGACAAGCGCUGAUUUUCUUGCGACCAGUGGCAUGCCGAGUUUGAUUUCUAACAUGCAGAACGCAGUGAAAGAAGUUCUCAAGGGAAAGCAGUUAAAGGAUGUGUUAACCACAAGUGCUCUUCGAGAAACUGUGAUGCGGAUUCUCGAUGUGUUUAUGAGCACAGGAAGUCCACACCACUGGGUAGAUUAUCUAAUGAUGUCCCAAGACGCAACCACUGAUGUUUCCUCUUCUGAUGCAACUGUUACCAAGUUUCAUCUACUCAUAACCGAGACACGGGAAGUACUCACAAGCAAUGAUUUUUCAAAUGUAGCAGAGAUCUCACUCAAGUGUUGUGCCGUUGCGUUAGUAGAGGAGAUGGAAACGCAGACCGGUCUGGCCACAGGGAUGCAAUUGGCAAAGCUAUUACCACAGAUUGAGAAAACCAUGCCGGAGAUUUCAGCUGAGCCGGAGAAGAACCGGUUCUUGCAACUCAUCCGAGAUUUGCCUGAAGUUAAACUCUUUUUUACUCUUUUAUACGCAAAUAUGCCUCAGUAGCAUUAUUAAACCCCAUUGCCAAAAAUUGUUUCCUGAUCACUUUUUAUCAUAUGUUUCGAUUUACUUCAAAAUAGUAAAACCAAACAUCUCUAGAAUAAUUGUUCAAUAUCUAUAUCAAAUCAUUUACUAAUAUAGUAAUAUUGCAGCAAC
Arabidopsis thaliana (thale cress) is the source of this 1610-nucleotide messenger RNA. It is a transcript of the gene PEX3-1, whose product is annotated as peroxin 3-1. Gene Ontology annotation, cellular component: peroxisome; peroxisomal membrane. Gene Ontology annotation, biological process: peroxisome organization. The transcript has 6 exons. The coding region runs from base 546 to 1460 and encodes 304 amino acids. The record is from RefSeq and is marked reviewed. NCBI's taxonomy places the organism in Eukaryota, Viridiplantae, Streptophyta, Magnoliopsida, Brassicales, Brassicaceae.